CUGUGUUCUCAAGAAUUAAAAAAAAGGCUCGGACACCAAGCGAAGGUGAUACGUCUCGGCACAAAAUAAAUUAACUGACCCAAGUAAGAACAACACCGGAAUCUGGCUAGUUAUAACCUAAAGUAGCUCCUCUCAGAAAGACUCCGAAACAGCCAUCACUUCCCUGUAUACAUUGCAAAUAUGAGUAAGGGCUAUCAGCAAGGCUAUGGCCCACCUGGUCAGCAACCAGGUUCUCCUGGACAACAUCAAGGUUAUGGGACUUUGCCUGGUCCGCCUCCUGGCCAGCAAGGCUACGGGCCCCCGCCUGGACAGCAAGGCUAUGGCCCCCCGCCUGGACAGCAAGGAUAUGGGCCCCCACCUGGACAACAAGGCUAUGGGCCCCCACCUGGACAACAAGGCUACGGGCCCCCGCCUGGACAGCAAGGCUAUGGCCCCCCGCCUGGACAGCAAGGAUAUGGGCCCCCGCCUGGACAGCAAGGAUAUGGGCCCCCUCAAGGACAACAGCAAGGUUUUUCUGGACCAUCUUUAGCAGUGGGAGGUGACACAGAUACACCUAGCUACCAGGGCGCUGAUGUCCCAGACCAAGAUGUUGAAGGGAAUGAGAAUGCCGCCCCACCCCCGCCAUCUGCCCCACCCGCCAGUCUGUUUGCUGGGAUUCAAGGAUAUGAAAAUGUUCAGUAUGGGAAUGAGUUUUUGCCUCCACCUCCCCCUUAUGAGCCGCCGCCCCCUCAGAAACACCCUGAAGAGGUCUUCAAGCAAUCUACCGCAAUCACUGAGGAACAGGCCAGGGAGGCACUGUUAGAGUAUGUUUCCCAGCACUGUUGUUAUGGCAGUGGUGCUGCCAAGAACAUGGAGGUUAAAGACAUCCAACCAUCUAGCGCUUACCAUUAUUCGCUGUCCAGUUUUUGUGAAAGUCGGUCAACAGCAUGGAAGUUUGAGCCUUACACGGGGCAAAUGAUUGAUGGACCAAAUAACGGCCCCGCCCCUCCUCCAUGGAGCAUACCCGCCCAGCAUAGCGGCAUGUUCACGGACAUGGUGAAGAAGAUUGAGGUGCCGCAUACUGCUGUUAUCAAGCCAUGUCAUGAGUGUAUGGCUUCAGGCUACAAGCGGUGCUACAAUUGCCAUGGGCGCGGCAGGACUCGUUGUACAUGGUGUCAUGGAUCUGGUCACCGCACCGUGUAUCGCGAUGGUGAGCAUCGGCGUGAGAGUUGUCACCACUGCCAUGGUUCUGGAAGAAGAAGGUGUAUUACUUGCCAUGGUCAUGGCCGUGUGCGGUGCUGGACUUGUCAGGGGCAGGGCAACCUCAAGACCUAUAUUGAGCUCACCGUCAAGUGGCAAACACAUCUCAGUAAUCACGUAACUGAGAAAACAGACCUUCCAGACCACCUGAUUGUCAACUGCGCCGGCACUGACAUCUUCGCUGAUGAGCAGAUAAGGGUUUGGCCAAUCACAACCUUCCAUGACCAUGAUGUAAACAAUGGCUCACAAAGACUUGUCCAGGAACAUUCAACAAGUUUCCCAACUGAAAGGAUACUGAUGCAGCGGCACUUACUGCGUGCUGUUCCUGUGUCUGAGGUUCAGUACAAGUGGAAUGACAAGACCUUGCGGUUCUGGGUAUUUGGACAUGACCACAAGGUGCAUGCUCCUGACUACCCCCAGACAUGCUGCUGCGGCUGCACCAUCCUGUAGACAGCGUGACCAGGAAAGAAACCAGGAACAAAGCACCACCACGACUGAUGGAAACCAGGAACAAACAACGCCACGACUGAUGAAAACCAGGAACAAACAACACGAUGACAAUAAUAGAAACCAGGAACAAACAACAACAUGACUGAUGGAAACCAAGAACAAACAACACGAUGACAAUAAUAGAAACCAGGAACAAACAACAACAUGACCAAUAGAAAGCAGGAGCAAACAGUACCAUGACCGAUAGAAACCAGAAACUACGCGCACUAUGACAAGGAUAGAUAGGAAGACCAUACAGCCAGGAUUGAAAACACCAUGACACUAUGUUAUAUACAAGCAGGAACCACGACACCAUGACUACCAGAUAUCAAUUAAUAAUAAUAAUAAUAAUGAUAAUAAUAAUAAUAAUAAUAAUAAUAAUAAUAAUAAUAAUAAUAAUAAUAAUAAUAAUAAUAAUAAUAAUAAUAAUAAUAAUAAUAAUAAAAAUAAUAAUAAUAAUAAAAAUAAUAAUAAUAAUAAUAAUAAGUUUGAUUCAACCUUUCGCAGUAUAGACUGGAUUACAGGUGAGUCAGAGAUACAAGUAAGCAAUACAAUAAAGUACAAUUAAUCAAAUGUAAUCAGCAUAUUAAACAGUAACGAACUCGUU
Messenger RNA from Nematostella vectensis (starlet sea anemone), 2335 nucleotides. Its product is annotated as protein SSUH2 homolog. The record is from RefSeq and is a predicted model, not a curated record. Lineage: Eukaryota; Metazoa; Cnidaria; Anthozoa; Actiniaria; Edwardsiidae. The coding region runs from base 181 to 1689 and encodes 502 amino acids. The transcript has 14 exons.